Molecule: messenger RNA, 753 nt
Organism: Dichomitus squalens LYAD-421 SS1
Lineage: Eukaryota; Fungi; Basidiomycota; Agaricomycetes; Polyporales; Polyporaceae
Product: alpha/beta-hydrolase
Exons: 6
Coding region: 1-753 (250 amino acids)
Molecular function (GO): hydrolase activity
Source: RefSeq, a predicted model, not a curated record
AUGUCUCUGUGUGCACACUGCGUUUCAGGUGUCCGCCAUGAGGGUACGCCUGAAGGUCAGAUUCAGACUAUCGGCGGUGUCGAGGUCUACGUUGCGACUCCGACAAUCGACUACCCGAAAGAUAAAGCAAUUCUCUUUCUAACUGACGUGUUUGGCCUGCCCUUGCCCAACAACAAGUUGUUGGCCGACGACUAUGCUCGCAACGGCUUCAAAGUCUAUGCUCCAGACCUCUUCGGCGAUGACGCCGUCCCCCCUGAUGCUCUCAACCCCGGUAGCAGCUUCGAUUUAAUGGGCUGGCUCGGAAAACACUCAGUGGAUAGCAAGCUGCCCAUCAUUCGCCAGCUGAUCGCUGCCCUCAAGACUCAGGGUAUCACCAAGUUUGCGGCCAUCGGAUUCUGCUACGGCGGGCGUCCGGCAUUCGAACUCGCGUUCACCAACGAGAUCGACGUCGUCGCUGUCUCCCACCCAUCCCUCCUGCAGAUCCCGCAGGAUCUUGAGAAAUACGCCGCACAGUCGAAGGCUCCACUCCUCAUCAACGCCUGCGAGUUUGACCCCCAGUUCCCUCGGGGUGCUGGACAGAAGGCUGAUGAACUUUUCGGCGGCGGCAAGUUCGCUCCCGGAUAUGAGCACACAUACUGGGAAGGCUGCACUCACGGCUUUGCUGUCCGCGGCGACCUCAGCGAUCCGAAGGUCAAAGCCGGCAGGGAGGGCGCGUUUAAGGCGACUGUGGAGUUCCUUAUGAAAUACCUAUGA